AUGUCAUCGAGCGACCAGGUAGUGGUUUUCAACGAUUCUGAGAAUGCAUCACAAGGACGUGAGACGCAGACAUCACGAUUGGCGAUGAGUAGCAUUUCUGUGGAUGAAAGCCGAGAGGCCAUGGUGGAGACCCCAGUUUCCUGCUCCAAACCUCCUCGACUGCAUUACUUGGACAAAUUGCGAACAUUUUUAACGCUUCUUGUGGUCGUGCAUCAUUGUUUUUGGGUAGUUCAAGCAGGCUGGGUGCCCUUCCAAAGGCCAUGGCAGACUGAUAAUGCAACGACAGUGAUCCAGUACAUGAUCCUGGCGGGAAACCAGGCGUUCUUCAUGGGUCUCUUUUUCUUUUUGGCUGGCCUCGUCACUAUUCCGUCUCUGAAGCGCAAGGGUGCGAAGGUGUUUCUGAAAGACAGAUUUUAUCGAUUGAUGGUUCCCGCUAUCCUUUAUGACUUGAUCGGUUUCCCUUUCCUCUGGGUUGUCGUUGAAGCUGCAUGGAAUAGUCCUAUGAAGGGCUCAAUCUUUUCUUUCGGUAAGGUGUGGACCGACUACUUCAUGUUCUAUAAAGACCGCGUGUUUGUUGUCAAUCAUAUGUGGUUCACAGUGACUUUGUUUGCCUUCAAUUUGACAUUGGUGUGUGUACCCGAGAAGUAUAUUUUUGUUGAACACUCCAUCGAAUCGAUGUCAAAAAAGGAAAUCAUGAUUGUACUGAUGAAGAUGUCUUUGGUACUGUUCGUUCUCAACUGUGUGCCCCGUUUUUUAUUGCCUGACGGUUACAUAUGGAUUCCUGUGUACGGAAAUCUUGGAUUCCUCAUGCAAUACAGUUCCGCCUUUGUUGCUGGCAUUCUUGCGAACUCUUACCAAUUCUUAGAUCACAUUCACAUGGAACAUUUGUCCCUCACACUCACAUGCAGCACAGUCUUCUACUUUUUAUUUCAGAUUUUUCAAGUGUACUUAUUUGAGGUCAUCCGUGGAACAAUGGGUUUCUAUCCUCAAACGCUCUUCUUGACCCUCUUUGAGCAAUCUUUUGCUGUAUUUUGGGCAUACUCGCUGUUGGUACUUUUUAAAGAAUAUCAGAAUGGAAAUCCAACUCAGAUCCAGAGUCAAAUCAUCGGCUCCGCUUAUGCAACAUACAUCAUUCAUCAGUGGAUCAUCGUACCAUUGGCAAUUGCUUUUGCUUACACAAAUUUGUACCCGUUAGUUGUUAGCCUGAUCUUGUCUCUAGUGUCGCCGUUUCUGGCUUGGGGAGUCGGAAUCGCGCUCAAAGCCAUUCCUGGAUCAUCGAUUAUUCUCUAA
Messenger RNA from Guillardia theta CCMP2712, 1290 nucleotides. RefSeq lists its product as hypothetical. Gene Ontology annotation, molecular function: acyltransferase activity, transferring groups other than amino-acyl groups. The coding region runs from base 1 to 1290 and encodes 429 amino acids. The transcript has a single exon. Lineage: Eukaryota; Cryptophyceae; Pyrenomonadales; Geminigeraceae. The record is from RefSeq and is a predicted model, not a curated record.